Molecule: messenger RNA, 2610 nt
Organism: Fraxinus pennsylvanica
Lineage: Eukaryota; Viridiplantae; Streptophyta; Magnoliopsida; Lamiales; Oleaceae
Source: the annotation of a GenBank genome assembly
AUGGGCACUCAAGACAAGUCACCAAACGCUAACAAUUCCAUGCAGCGUGUUAAGGUAUACCGCCUGAAUGAGGAUGGGAAAUGGGAUGACCAAGGAACUGGCCAUGUCACUGUUGAUUAUCUGGAGAGAUCAGAAGAUCUGGGGUUGUUCGUUAUUGAUGAGGAAGACAAUGAAACGUUAUUAUUGCACCGGAUCAGCUCACAAGAUAUUUAUCGUAAGCAAGAAGAAACAAUUAUUUCGUGGAGAGAUCCAGAGUUUUCAACUGAAUUGGCCCUUAGCUUCCAGGAGAUGACUGGUUGCUCUUACAUAUGGGACCAUAUAUGUAGCGUGCAAAGGAAUAUACAUUUUAGCUCUCUUAGUAACGAGACGUACGAUAAUGUCAAUAAUGAGUUGAGGGAGUUGCCUCCAGUUGAGCUAUCUACUCUCCCUUUGAUACUUAAGAUUGUAGUUGAGAGUAGCAUCACCGAUCAAUUGCGUGUUAAUGAACUCAUACUACAUUAUCAAGAUUUCUUCCGAAAGCUGGUGGACCUGUUUAGAAUUUGUGAAGAUUUGGAAAAUAUUGAUGGUCUUCACAUGAUUUUCAAAUUAGUUAGAGGAAUCACUUUACUAAAUAGCCCCCAGAUUUUUGAGAAAAUAUUCGGGGAUGAAUUGAUCAUGGAUAUAAUCGGAUGUCUUGAAUUUGAUCCCGAGGUACCUCAUGUUCAUCAUCGCAGUUUUUUAAAAGAGCAUGUGGUGUUCAAGGAGGCCAUACCUAUUAAAAACCCUUUAGUCCUUUCCAAGAUACAUCAAACUUACAGAAUCGGUUAUCUGAAGGAUGUCAUAUUGCCAAGAGCAUUGGAUGAGGCCACUGUUGCAAGUCUUAAUUCUAUAAUCUAUUCAAACAAUGCAACUGUUGUUUCGUUGUUGAAAGAUGACAGCACCUUCAUUCAGGAAUUGUUUGCACGGUUGAAGUGUCCUACCACUUCUGCAGAAUCAAAAAAAACUAUGAUACACUUCUUGCAUGAGUUUUGUACCUUAAGCAAGAGCUUGCAGAUGGUUCAGCAGCUCCGGCUAUUUAGGGAUCUUGUCAAUGAAGGCAUAUUUGACAUCAUAGCUGACGUUUUGCAGAGUGAUGACAAAAAGCUUGUGUUGACUGGGACAGACAUUCUCAUUCUUUUUCUGAAUCAGGAUCCCAGUAUUUUGCGUUCUUAUGUAACUAGGCAAGGUGUUCUUUUUGGACUUCUGGUAAAAAAUAUGCUAACAGAUUUUGGAGAUGAUAUGCACUGCCAAUUUCUUGAAAUCCUUCGCAGUCUUUUGGAUUCAUAUACAUCAGCGUCACAGAGAGAUUCUAUUGUUGAAAUUUUCUACGAGAAGCACUUGGGUCAAUUAAUAGAUGCUAUAACAUCAUCAUGCCCACCAAAUGAUACUGCUCAAAUAGGCAGUAAGUUUGUGAGCUCAGAUGGAGGAAAUUGGAAUCAAAGUGGAGUGAAGCCUGAAAUACUAUUGAACAUUUGCGAUCUUCUAUGCUUCUGUGUUUUGCACCAUCCUUAUAGAAUAAAAUGUAAUUUUUUACUUGAUAACGUGAUCGAUAAGGUUUUAUAUCUGACAAGAAGACGGGAAAAGUAUCUUGUAGUUGCUGCUGUUAGAUUCGUGAGGACUCUUAUUUCUCGCAGUGAUGAGCAUCUUAUGGAUCACAUUGUGAAGAACAACCUUUUCAAACCCAUUGUAGAUGCAUUUGUUGCUAAUGGUGAUAGAUACAAUCUUCUGAACUCUGCCGUACUUGAACUAUUUGAAUAUAUCCGAAAGGAGAACUUGAAGAUAUUACUUAGAUAUAUAGUUGAUUCAUUCUGGGAUCAGUUGGUCAAACUUGAGAACUUGUCUUCCAUUCAAGCUCUAAAAGUUAAAUACGAGCAGUCCCUAGAGAGUGCCGGAACGAGAAGCACUGCUACUUUGUUAGACCAGAGGAAACGGAUAGAUGAGCGAGCUUUGGAGAGAGAGGAAGAAGAUUAUUUUAAUGAGGACAGUGAUGAAGAAAAUUCUGCAUCAGCUGCCAGCUCUAACAGAGUGCAAUCUCAGCCUGUCUUGGCUAAUGGAUCUGCUCUAAACUACCCUUCACUGCGGUCUAGUGGACUUGUUGACUAUGAAGAUGAUGAGGAUGAUGAGGAUUACAAACCUCCACCUAAAAAACUGUCUGAUAUAUCUGAUGAAGAUGAGGGGCUGGCCGAGUUCCGGUUAAAACGCAAAUUAGUUUCAAAGGAGGAGCCUGAGCCAAAAAGGUUGCUGCAGUCCCCAAAAGGCACAAAACCAAGAGAAGGUGUAUUUGCUGCCUUAUGCUCUACCCUAAGUCAGGCAGUACUACCAAGUAAGAAAACAAUUGGUGCUGGAACUGACAGUCCUCAGUUGGAUGCAAACAAGAACACUAUCGAACCAGAUUGUGAUGUGAAGGGUUCUACGAGGUCAUCUGAUGAUGAUGGAAAUGCAGAUGCGAAAUCCCAUGCAAAGGAUGAAGAAGCUUCUCCUAGAAGCUUUUCUGAUAGUUUGCAUGAUUACCCAGAGAAUAGGCAGCGGAGUGAUGACUGUUCAAUGCUACCACCUAAGUCCUCACCGGAAAUGGCUGUGAAUGGAUCCUGA